Molecule: messenger RNA, 947 nt
Organism: Pterocles gutturalis (yellow-throated sandgrouse)
Lineage: Eukaryota; Metazoa; Chordata; Aves; Pterocliformes; Pteroclidae
Gene: RAB39A
Product: RAB39A, member RAS oncogene family
Exons: 1
Cellular component (GO): Golgi membrane
Molecular function (GO): GTP binding; GTPase activity
Source: RefSeq, a predicted model, not a curated record
AUCAAUAACUCGUGCUUAUUAUCGCAAUUCUGUGGGUGGCUUACUAGUGUUUGACAUCACAAAUCGACGAUCUUUUGAACAUGUGAAAGACUGGCUAGAAGAAGCAAAAAUGCAUGUGCAGCCCUUUCAGAUUGUGUUCCUGUUAGUAGGACAUAAAUGUGACCUAGUGUCACAGCGUGAGGUUACAAGAGAAGAAGCUGAAAAACUGUCAUCUGACUGUGGUAUGAAAUACAUAGAAACUUCAGCAAAAGAUGCCACGAAUGUUGAAGAGUCCUUUACAAUCCUUACACGAGACAUCUAUGAACUUGUAAAAAAAGGAGAAAUCUCAAUACAAGAUGGAUGGGAAGGUGUCAAGAGUGGCUUUGUUCCAAAUGUUGUACAUUCAUCAGAGGAAGCUGUAAAGCCCAGAAGACAGUGCAUCUGCUGAAUUUGUAGCAUGCCAAAGAGCACAUCAGGUGUUCAGAAGAUGAUGCCAACCUAAAUAACAGAAUAAUAAUUUUGAAACAAUAUUAGGUCAUGACACAGCUGAAUCAUAGAAGAGUAAUUUGGUUUUUUAUCCUUCUGUCUAGGUCAUAACUUCAUAAAACUUUAAGUGCUUUUUUUCUUUUACAGAGUACAAUAACAUUGUGUGGUCUUCAGGAAAAGAAACUAUAUAUUGCUAAAGGAAAAACUAAUCCUAUAGCAAGACACUGAGAAAGCGCAAUAAUCAUCAUGACAACAUCCUCUCUUGGGCUUUGUAUUUUGAAUACUGUUUAAAAUCAGGGGUUGCUAGGUGAGGAUCAGAUGAGCUCAUUACUUUUGUUCAUCCUGCCUUAGAUUUGGACAAGAAAAUAUUAUAUCUUAUACUUUUUUAAUGUGAUUCUUUACUCAAGUGCAGGGUUGCUAGUGACCAUUAAAGUUUAGAAUGCUGUAGAAUUUAAUAAUAAUUAUAACUCUAAAGAAAGCAA